AUGCCAAUCAUAUAGGGAAAAGCAAAAUUGUGGCACCCAACACAAGAGGAAUAAGAUGCAUAUGAUGACAGAAUGAUUGCAAAUAUUGAAUUGAAAUCAUUGGACUUUGAUGAUGAAAACUUUUCACCAGUUUUCAAUAGAAGCAAGAAAGAAUUCUUUUUAGCACAUAGCGAGAAAUACAAGAAGGAUUUAUCAAAAUUGGCAAGACCAUUCACAUCAUAUUCAUGCGAAGAAUUUGUUAACAAAUAUAUUUACAUUAAACCAAAUCAUACUUAUUGGAGAGAAUGGACAUUGACUAAAUGGGUGUCAGGAUUUGGAUUAGGAUAUUUAGUUUUGAGAGAAUUACCACUCCGUAAUUUCUAUGCAAGAGUAUUUGUCAUGUGGAUCUUCUUGGCUAAGUUGAGUGAUCAUUUUACCUCUAUUUUGCCCUAUCAUGGUAAAAUGGUGAUAUCAAUACAAAAAGAUAGAUUUACAAACAAAGAUAUUAAUCAAUAUCACAAUGUAUGCAGUGCAUUGCAUUUCUUGGAAAUGCCUACCUUCUAAAACAGAAUAUCAGAAUCUCUAGCUUGGAGAGCCAGACAACCAGCUCACUUGUUAUACAACGACACAAAUUGGUGUUUACACAUUCUUAAGAGGUGGCAUGGUCGCCCAACUCACAUUGCACAUUGGGAUGGAACAUUCAAUCAACCCUUAGAAAGACUUGCAGACCCAUAUCAUAAGGAUGCUCACUUCAUCCAUUGGAUUUGAGUAAUUUCACAUACAAAUAUAUAUAUAUGGAUAGACAAUAGUUUAAAUA
Molecule: messenger RNA, 796 nt
Organism: Paramecium tetraurelia
Lineage: Eukaryota; Ciliophora; Oligohymenophorea; Peniculida; Parameciidae
Exons: 6
Source: RefSeq, a predicted model, not a curated record